ACAACACACAUCGCUCACCCGGAACAAAAAAUCCCAAAGUGCAGUGAUGUGAUUUGAUGGGACAAAUUCGAUUGAAAACAGCAACAAAAACGACCGAUUGAUUCAUACCAAUCCAACGCUACCUGCGGCUAAACGGUGUGUGCGGGUGUAGGAGAGUUUUCGUGUGUGGAGUGAAAUAUGAGGAUGAUAAUUGCUUGAUGUGUGGUUUAUGUGCGGGGUCGCGAAGAACAUAGGAGUACCUCCUCCUACGAAUCGAAGCACACACGGAAAACGCAGCGCAUAGAAUGCCCUGAUUGUAGCCGCCGUCCAACCUUCUUCUUCUUUUUGUGCGAUUGCCUUGAUGUUACACGUCCGAGAAAAACAAAAGAAACUAUGCGUUCCACCGACCAUGGCAGAAGGUUACGGUGGAAGAACAUAGACAAGACGGAGUGUUGCGCACGGGGAGAUGCAUCCGAUGUGCAGCAAAGGACGGAUAACAAACAACGGGCAGCUAACGAGGAAACAUUGUCCCUUUAAUGCAUCGGUGCUACACAUACCAAGGAAAGCGAAUCAACCAAUACAUCAUACGAACGAUUGAAAAAAAAAGUGCGUGGCUCUUUCGUUAUCUCAAUUAUGCGAUUUGUGUCUAAUUGACAUUUAGCGACUGUACGGCUAAAGAAGGAAGUACCAGGAAGGAAGUGAUAAAUUGUUGUAGCUUUCAGCACCGACCAGGCUGGAACUGAUCGGCUGCCCAAAGUUGGCAAUCAUUCUAGUUCCGUUCCGCGAAAACCUCACAGGUCUCCGCCCUUCCGAGUGUGUGCAAAUCCUUUCCCGUGAUCAGAACGACAGAACCGCUAUGAGGAAGUAGCGACAAACACACAAGCACCCGUAGUAGUCGUGUGAUGCAAGUUAGCAAUGGUAGCUCUCUACAUUGAAAGGUUCUCACACCACACAUCAGAGCAUCCCCGUGUGUGUAGUAAGCUGAUGGAACAAAAAGACCACGGAGAGACAAAAUCAAUCAUUAUGCUUCUAGGGUAACAGAGUGGUGGAAAAUAUGAAUCACCCGCAGAAGCACCCCACUCGCUAAUCCCAGCAAUCGUUCAAAGCAACAGCAACAGUGCAAGCGGGCAGUGGGGCAGCCGCAGUUCCGUAGUGUUAACGACAGUAAAAGAAAACCAGUCGACCCAAGGAGAGCGUAUCCUGGUGAUACUGAGGAGGAAACAGGUACGCCUGAGCGUAACAGGCACGCAGGCAGGCACGACAGCACGACCCCUAAGGGCAAUCAUAGCUGCAAAAAGCCCUCAGAGGAACGCAUAACAAUAGCAGCAAAAAAAAACGCAUUGGUAAAUUGGUGCACAGACGUCGCGACGACAUUCUGGUAGGGCGCUGGUCGUCGUCUUGCGGUAGUGAGUGGCAGCAAGCGGCGCCAUCGACGUGCAUCGGUGUUUGUGCGUUACGCAUCCAUCCCUACGACACUACGGCGGGAGUAUUUUAUUGUUGAGCUCGCGCGUGUGUGUCCGUCGGGUCAGGCUCAACAAUAAUUAUCGACAAAGUGGCAAGAGAGUGCUGCCUAGUGGUGAAUGGAUUUAUAUGCGAUACGCCACAAGCAGCGGCGGUGGCGGUAUCAUCAACGGUGACCAGUUUUUAAAUAGGGACGUCGAAGGUGGCUCCAGAAGCGAACGGCUGUAGCAGUAGUAGUAGUAGUCUAGUCACCGGGACCGCCACAGAUCGUAGUUUCAGUAGUGCUAAUCGCAAAAUAGGCUGGAAGAACAGCCGCCCUAUUCGAACGAAUCGCCGCGCUAUCGACCGAUUUGCAGCCCGGUACCACAACGACACCAUCUUCCCAGGCAGCAACGGCUGGGAAGUUGCGACAGUUCGGGUGGUGGUGGCGGUAGCGGUAGCGGACGGAUAGAUAAGCACACGAGGGCAAGAGCCCGCGACGAGGCGAAGGCAGCAGAGAGCCGAGCUUUGGAAAUGACUACGGCGACAAUGGAAAUGUUAACGACAGCGACAACAACCACGCCUGCGACGGGCAAUUCCUCCUCGAUUGCCAGUACGACCGUAGCCAGCGGAGGUAGUGGAAGUGGUGUUGCAUUCAGCUCAGGAGCCAGCCUGGAGGAGAUGAUGCGAGGCACGAUGCCCGUAGAUUACAGUAAUCUGUCCGGAGUCAUACCGUUGCUGGAGGAAGUCGACGGCAACGUGACCACCGUAUCGCAGCACAGCAACGAUUCGGUCGAGCGUACAUUGCUGCCGGGAUCGUCUAGUCAGCCCCAGCAUGGCCACGGUCAUCAGAAGGGACAUUCGCGGGGGAGCAGUGCACCGCAGGCGUACGAUCGCAUCACCACCAAGAUUGCCUGCACAAAGGAACUGAUCCGGAAGGAGCAGGAAGCGCGCGAUUCGAACGUAAACGAGUAUCUGAAGCUUGCCGCAAACGCGGACAAACAGCAACUUCAACGCAUCAAGGCCGUGUUCGAGAAGAAGAAUCAGAAGAGCGCCAACAACAUUUCGCAGCUGCAAAAGAAGCUGGAAUCCUACAACAAACGCUACAAGGACAUGCAGCAAACGCAACAAAAGCAGGCACAGCAACAACACUUUCUACAGCCGCGCGAAAUGCUGCGUGACGUGGGGCAGGGUUUGAGAAACGUCGGGGGUAACAUUCGGCACGGCGUGACCGGGCUGUCGGCAACUGUGAUAUCGAAACCACGCAAAUUUGCUCAUCUUAUACGGAACAAGUUUGGCAGUGCGGACAACAUUAACCAGCUUACAUCCACCUGGUACACCGGGUGUGCGGCCGAUAGCGAACUUUCCGGCAUAGACGUGGCGAGCGGUACUGAGGGACAGCAAACCACGCCAAAUGCGAGCGGUCCUAGCGGUGGUGGUGGUGGUGGGCAGAGCAAUCAACACAACACCAGCGGUCCUGGCCCCGGUGGAAAGUACAGUGAGCAUGACAGUGAAUGUAGCAGCGUCACUAGUGAUAGCAUACCGCUAGGAUCGGACAAACAUCGGUUAAGCUGCAGUCAGCGGUGCGUCAAUUAUAAAGCCCUCAAUGAAUUGCGCGAAGAGUACCAAAAGUUAAAAGAGCGACUGGACCGGGUCGAGCUGGUGCAGAAGGAAGUGACGGAACUGUCGAUGGCACUGGAGAACGAACGGUAUCGAGCCGAUCGGCUCGAAGAACAGAUUAACGAUCUGUCGGAGUUGCAUCAGAACGAGCGCGAAAAUCUGAAGCAAGCGAUUGCUGACCUGGAGGAAAAGGUGCAAUACCAGAGUGACGAACGGUUGCGGGAUGUCAACGAGAUCCUCGAAAACUGUCAGACGCGCAUUUCGAAGAUGGAGCAACUAUCGCAGCAACAGUACGUUACGGUGGAAGGCAUCUACAACUCGAAUGCACGCGCCGUAGUAGUGAAGCUGAUCAACGUCGUGCUGACCGUGCUGCAGGUAAUCCUGCUGCUGGUUGCAACGGUUGCCGGCAUUAUAGUGCCAUUUCUCAAAACGCGACUACGUGUACUGACGACGCUGUUUUGCACGUUGGUGCUUAUAGCCAUCGUGCGGCAAUGGCCGGACGUACGGGACACCGGUGUACAUCUGAUCCGGAUCCUUCGCAGUCAAGUCGUUAGCGAAUCGGUGACCUAGAGAGCCGGUAUGACGAGAACUAGGCGUCGACACACGCUGUGUCGGGCUGACUAUACGGUCGCUUUGUAUUUUUAAUGAAAGAGUGUAGUAGUGAAUAAAUAGGCCACUACCACCACGAUUCGUAUGCUCACAUGUCCGUACAACCGCAAGCGUACGUAUUGAUCCGAUCGAAAUCGGUUAAAGGAAAGCCAGGCUGCAGUGACGACGAUGCAAUUUGCUCAAAUUCGAAUCGAAGAAAGUCUUAGUUCGCACCGUUGAACUAUCCAAUAUAUUAGCCAGACGUUAGUUGAACAUGAAUCCAUCCAAAACAUGCUCCAUACCACAAUGUUAUGCAAAUUCAUACACACCAGAGAAUGAUAAAUUGUUAGUAUUAUUGCAGAUACAAUAAGGGACAAAUUCUAGUAGGGCUCUCAGAAGUGCAAUGCCGGUGUGUGUGUGUGUGUGUGCACGCGCUCGUUAAACUGGCCAUAUAUUAUAACACUUUGCAAUCUUAAUUCCUGUGUAGUAAAUAUUUGUCCGUUCUGAAAUGUUUAAAGGCUCUGUUAACAAAUGCACCGAAUUGUAGCAAACGCAAUCUGCUGUUUUUAGAGAUUCUUGAACUAAAAACCCCUUCUUCAGAAUGUUAAAUCCAAUAGAAGUUUCCCCGAUUCAAAGUAACGAUGGUGAAAAACGCUAUUAUUCGGCCAACGACCACAGGAAAGAACGAUGUAGACAAAAACAUUUGCAAUUGUUUUAGAGCUUUUCUGAACGGAUUCGUCAUGCAUCACACAAAAUAUCCACACAGGUGAAACAAAAUUUGCAGAACAUUUUUAGGCAGGUAGAAAACGAAAGCAAUCUUUUGUAGAAAAAAAAACAGUAGCAGAUGAUUAGACUAGUAGUGUGUUUCGAAAAAGAAAAACGACUCCACGAUUAAAGGGAAUGUGUUGCGAACAUGUUGUAUUAAGAGGAAAAGUAAGAGUUUCCCUCCACCACCCCAAGUCACGCAACAGUCACGAAAUGUCUCGAAGACGCAAAAAAUACGAAUUGAAACCAGGCUUUCCUUAUGUAAGUGUGGCAACCGGUAAAGCAAAAUACUGCACCGCGUUUAUCGUUGAAAGUUAAGAAAACGCCGCCUAUCGGUCGUUGUUAUACGAUAUGUAUGUUCUUAUGCUAUUGAGAGCUUCUUUUUUAUGAUUUCUUCUAGCGAGGAAGCAAUACUAAGUUAUUCUUUGUACGGUAGGAACGAAUGCAAGCAACAUUUAUUAAGCAAAUCACGAGCAACAAAUGUGAAAAGUAAUGUGGUAAAAGUUAUAUUGGGCAUGGAACGGGAAAUUACAUAAUGAUAGCGCAUACAUAACAUCGUGAUUAGGUUGGUUCAGUUUAAGUUAAGCAAAAGAGGGUAUAGAUCAAUACUGGCAAAGACGGAAAAGUUAAGCGACUCCUAGGGAUAUGUAGUGUGUAAUCGUCGUGUUUAGUAGCAACUGUAGAACACACCAUAAAAGGAAGGAACCAAAAACAAUAACCUGCCAUUGGACCUAUAUAAACAAAACAAUCGAAACAGCAACAACAGUAGAAGCGUGCAUUGCGAAGGAAACAAAUAUAGAAACGAACCAUAUGUGCGACGUAUUUGCAUCACAAGGGAAAACGUAACGCGAUAGAUCAAUCGCUCGGGAAGGCUAAAUUAUGAACGAAAACAAUUACGCGAAAUAUUUACCGAUAUUUCACAUUUCAAUGUUCAAACUAAACAAUAACGCUACUAGUAAUCAACCAUCGGGUGAUAUUUCCGAAAUAAACGAUUUCUGAGGAAGAAGGAGGCGGCAGGCAAAAUAGCCCCAAUUGACUACAACAGCCUAGCCAAGAAGCACAACAUCAGCAUUUUACCCCAAAAGCCUCUUUCAUCCUCUUGCUCUAUUUCUCUCUCUAUCUCUCUCUCUCUCUAUUUAUGUUUCUCAAUCUAGAGAUUC
This is a messenger RNA of Anopheles moucheti, 5552 nucleotides long. RefSeq names its product transmembrane and coiled-coil domains protein 2 (gene Dmtn). Bases 1954 to 3609 code for a protein of 551 amino acids. Lineage: Eukaryota; Metazoa; Arthropoda; Insecta; Diptera; Culicidae. The transcript has 3 exons. The record is from RefSeq and is a predicted model, not a curated record. Gene Ontology annotation, cellular component: endomembrane system.